AUGGCCAUGAAGGGCAAGGGCUGCGUGGCCAUCGCCGCCGACCGGCGCUUCGGGAUCCAGGCGCAGACCGUCACCACCGACUUCCAGAAGAUCUUCCCCAUGGGAGAAAGGCUCUACAUCGGGCUGGCAGGGCUGGCCACCGACGUGCAGACGGUCGCCCAGAGGCUGAAGUUCAGGCUGAAUCUCUACGAGCUGAAGGAGGGAAGGCAGAUCAAGCCCCAGACUUUUAUGAGCAUGGUUUCCAACCUGCUCUACGAGAGACGGUUUGGCCCCUAUUACACAGAGCCCGUGAUUGCUGGGCUGGACCCCGUGACACACGAGCCCUUCAUCUGCUCCCUGGACCUCAUCGGCUGCCCCAUGGUCACCGACGACUUCGUGGUCAGCGGCACCUGCUCCGAGCAGAUGUACGGGAUGUGCGAGUCCCUCUGGGAGCCAGACAUGGAGCCCGACCACCUCUUCGAGACGAUCUCCCAGGCCAUGCUGAACGCCGUGGACAGAGAUGCCAUAUCUGGGAUGGGGGUGGUGGUUCACAUCAUAGAGAAAGACAAGAUCACCACGAGGACCCUGAAGGCUCGCAUGGACUAGCCCAGCACAGCUGCUCCCGUGUCACACCCGUCCUGGGACUUUUUUAAAAUAAACCUCUGGCUUGGAGUGAA
Messenger RNA from Manacus vitellinus (golden-collared manakin), 656 nucleotides. RefSeq names its product proteasome subunit beta 3 (gene PSMB3). The coding region runs from base 1 to 585 and encodes 194 amino acids. Gene Ontology annotation, cellular component: proteasome core complex; proteasome core complex, beta-subunit complex. Gene Ontology annotation, biological process: proteasome-mediated ubiquitin-dependent protein catabolic process. The record is from RefSeq and is a predicted model, not a curated record. NCBI's taxonomy places the organism in Eukaryota, Metazoa, Chordata, Aves, Passeriformes, Pipridae. The transcript has 5 exons.